Tachyglossus aculeatus (Australian echidna) is the source of this 1182-nucleotide messenger RNA. RefSeq names its product EBNA1 binding protein 2 (gene EBNA1BP2). The record is from RefSeq and is a predicted model, not a curated record. Gene Ontology annotation, cellular component: preribosome, large subunit precursor; nuclear periphery; nucleolus. The transcript is spliced from 10 exons. Lineage: Eukaryota; Metazoa; Chordata; Mammalia; Monotremata; Tachyglossidae. Gene Ontology annotation, biological process: rRNA processing; ribosomal large subunit biogenesis. The coding region runs from base 27 to 953 and encodes 308 amino acids.
UCCAGUGCCUGGGCCAGGUUUGCGGCAUGGCGGGCUCCGCGGAGGAGGCGGACUCCCCGUCCGACAUCGACUCCGAGGCCUCCGACCUCUCCGACAGGGAGCUGCAGGAAGCAUUUGCCAAAGGGGUCCUGAAGCCCGGUCUCAAUGUCGUGCUGGACGAGCCGAAGAAGACGGUCAACGACGUGGACGGGCUGAAGCACUGUCUGUCGGAAUUCAAGAGGAAGCUGGCCUGGAUCGAAAGGCUCGACGUCACCUUGGGGCCGGUGCCCGAAAUCCCCAGCUCGCGGCCCACGCUUCACACGCCGGAGCGGAAAGCAGUCGACCCGGAAGACGACUUCCAGAGGGAGAUGAGCUUCUAUCGCCAGGCUCAGGCGGCCGUGCUCACGGCCCUGCCCCGCCUCCAUCAGCACCAGGUCCUCACUAAGCGGCCCGACGACUACUUUGCAGAAAUGGCCAAGUCGGACCAGCAGAUGCAGAAGAUCCGCCAGAAGCUUCAGGAGAAGCAGGUGGCCAUGGAGAAGUCCGAAAAAGCCAAACAGCUCCGAGCCCUGCGGAAAUUUGGCAAGAAGGUACAAACAGAAGUGCUGCAGAAGAGGCAGAAAGAGAAGUCCACCAUGAUGAAUGCCAUUAAGAAAUACCAGAAAGGCCUGACAGACAAGCUGGACUUUCUGGAGGGUGACCAGGGGCCCGCGAGCCGGGCCAAAAAGGAGGGUGCUAAAGCCCCACAGACGAAGAAGGGGCCCAACGCCAAGCGACGCUACAAGAACCAGAAGUUUGGCUUCGGCGGGAAGAAGAAGGGCUCCAAAUGGAACACCCGGGAAAGCCACAACGACGUGUCGGGCUUCCGGGCCAGUGUGGCCCACGCCAAGGGCUCCAAGAAGGCCGGGAAAAAGGGAUCGAGUAAGAGACCCGGCAAAUGGGCGAGGCAGAAGAUGAAGAGUAGAGCCCGCUGAUGGCACGGCCCCUCACCUGCCGCCUGCGACUCGCCCCGGGGCGACUGUCCGCCACCCAAGGCGAGAGACCUGGGCCGGCCCAGGUCUUCCCGUGGAACUCGCAGCCUCCCGGUUAGUUCCUGGAAAGGGGCGAGGUGCCCGGCCAGCUGCCCCUGCCCGGACUGCUUUUCCCGGUGGGCCUGUGGCGGGGCCUCCGGGUGCCGCAUUAAAGAGCUCAUCUCCGCUGCCA